AUGAGGACUGUUCGUAUUCAUGUCAAGUCUGUUUUAAAGCUCAUUGUCUUCCUUGGAUGCUUCGGUGGAAUAAUGUUUGCCAUGUGGCCCAAGACCACCGAAGAGUUUAUCCGAGAGACGGAAAGCUCUUACAAUGAUCUCAAAAAACGCGCCAUGGACUCUAUCGCAUCUGUUGGUGGUAAGCUUCGACUUGAAGAUAUUGACCCAGCCUUGGCGGAGGGUUUCCCAAAAUUGACGAAAGAUGAGAUUGGCAAUUACGAGCCGAAGGAUUGGAAGGUCCCUGCGGGUCCGGGUGAAGGUGGACUUGAGCCAGUCAAGCUGGAUAACUCGCCGGAGAUGGAGAAGAAACAGAAAGAUGCUAUCAACGAAUUCGGCUUCAAUAUGGUGGCAUCGGAUGCUGUCUCACUCGAUCGCUAUCCAGCUGAUUUGCGUCACGAAGAAUGCAAACACUACCAAUACCCAGAAAAACUCCCAGCAUCAUCGGUCAUUUUCGUCUUUCACAACGAGGGCUGGUCUACUCUAGUACGAAGUAUUCACUCGGUCGUAAAUUUUUCGCCUCCAGAGCUUCUCGAAGAAGUUGUGCUGAUUGACGAUGGCUCGACGAAGGAACAUAUUACCGGAGGUCGACUUGAGGAGCAUAUCAAACAGUGGAAUGGACUUGUCAAGCUUUACCGAAACGAGCGUAGAGAAGGUCUGAUUCGAGCUCGAUCUAUCGGAGCGAAGAAAGCUGUCGGCUCAGUUCUAGUCUAUCUCGAUGCACACUGUGAAGUUCAGCCGAACUGGCUUGUUCCCCUUGUUGAGCCAAUGGUCCACGACUAUCGAAUUUGCACUGUUCCUAUGGUGGAUGCUAUCGAUGGUUCAACAUAUGUCUUCUCACCACAAGCGGGAGGAGAUGAGAAUAAUUUUGCUAGAGGAGCUUGGGAUUGGGACUUGCUGUGGAAGAGAAUUCCUUUGAACGAUCGAGAGAGGGCUCGACAAGAGCAUACUACAUCGCCUUACCGAUCGCCCGCCAUGGCUGGUGGUCUUUUUGCAAUUUCCCGAAAGUUCUUCUUUGAACUUGGUUUGUACGAUCAAGGACUCGAUAUUUGGGGAGGAGAAAACUUUGAAAUUUCAUACAAAAUCUGGAUGUGUCACGGACAGAUGCUUUUUGUUCCAUGUUCCAGAGUUGGACAUAUUUACAGAAUGAAGGGAUGGAGGGGCAAUGGUACUCCAUCUUAUGUCAAAGGAAAUUUCGUCGAUCGAAACUACGUUCGAGUGGUGGAAGUCUGGUGGGAUGACUACGCUAAAUACUUUUAUGAGCGAAAACCUAAUGCUAAACAUGUUGAUCCUGGAGAUCUCACUGAAGUUAAAGCGGUACGAGAACGGCUUCAGUGCAAAUCCUUCGAUUGGUUCAUGAAAGAGAUCGGCUACGACUUACCAAAAUAUUUCCCUCUUGUUGAACCCGGAAAUGGAGCUCGCGGACAUAUCACAAACGUUGGUACGAAUCUAUGCGUCGAUGGACAUCACGCUGGUCAAGGAGAUCAGCUUUCACUCUCCGAAUGUAACGCAGUCAAGGAAGGUCAAUGGAUGCUCACCUGGCAUGAAGAUAUCCGACCUCUUAGCGGAUCAAAUGUCGAAAAUAAAAAAGCCUCUGACGCGCGAAAACAAUGCUGGGACGGCACUGGAAUCGGAAAUCCAAUUGGUUUUUGGGAGUGCCACACACAAGGUGGCAACCAGCUCUUCAAAUAUCUCCCCGACAAGAAGCAAUUCAUCCACGCGCCUUCCAGAGCUUGCGCUACGGCCGAUCCGGACAAGAAAAAGGUCUAUCUCAAAGCUUGUGAUGAUGGCAACGACAGGCAAAAAUGGUGGUGGGAUAGACAGGACGACGCUGUUCUUGCUCGACAAAAUAAAGACAUGCAAAAUCACAUCGAUCCUCCAGAGUUGGAUUAUCUUUCGUAA
Molecule: messenger RNA, 1938 nt
Organism: Oikopleura dioica
Lineage: Eukaryota; Metazoa; Chordata; Appendicularia; Copelata; Oikopleuridae
Source: the annotation of a GenBank genome assembly